This is a messenger RNA of Momordica charantia (bitter melon), 1415 nucleotides long. Its product is annotated as aquaporin NIP1-1. Lineage: Eukaryota; Viridiplantae; Streptophyta; Magnoliopsida; Cucurbitales; Cucurbitaceae. Gene Ontology annotation, molecular function: channel activity. The record is from RefSeq and is a predicted model, not a curated record. Gene Ontology annotation, cellular component: membrane. Gene Ontology annotation, biological process: transmembrane transport.
UCUCUCUCUCAACUUAUUACAUCACAAUUUUCAACGAUAUCUACAAUGUCAAAGUGAUUGCAAUAUAAUACUAAAGUAACCCCCAUAUCCACCAGAAAACAAACGUAAAUUGGUCAAUCUUCUCUCUCCCUCUCUCCCUGUUCCCAUUUCUAACUUUUGGGGUUCUAUAAAUUGCACCUGUUUUAUCUGGGUUUUGGAACAAUCCUGGGAAAGAACAAAAAUCAGAGCUUAAUCUUAAGAAAUCUGCCACUUUGUUUGAAUCCCACUUCUCUGCUUCAUCAAUCAUGGCUGAGAUUUCAGGAUCAAGCAAUGGACACCACGCUGUUUCUUUGAACAUCAAGGAUGAUUCCACAGCCGUGACCAACGCAGAAUCAGCCGAUUGCAUAUCUGUUCCUUUCAUUCAGAAGUUGAUUGCAGAAGUGGUAGGCACAUAUUUCUUGAUAUUUGCCGGCGGGGCAUCAGUGGUGGUGAAUUUGAGCAAAAAUGGAGUCAUCACUUUCCCAGGGAUUUCAAUCACGUGGGGUUUGGUUGUAAUGGUGAUGGUGUAUUCCGUUGGCCACAUCUCCGGUGCCCAUUUCAAUCCUGCUGUCACCAUAGCCUUCGCCAUCACCAAGAGAUUUCCAUGGAAACAGGUGCCAGCGUAUGUGGUAGCACAAGUUCUUGGAUCAACACUAGCAAGUGGGACACUGAGGCUAAUAUUUAAUGGAACACAAGACCACUUUUCAGGGACUCUCCCAAGUGACUCAUAUCUUCAGACCUUUGUGGUUGAAUUCAUAAUCACAUUUUACCUCAUGUUCGUGGUGUCUGGUGUUGCCACUGACAAUAGAGCCAUCGGUGAGCUUGCUGGACUUGCCGUCGGCGCCACAGUGCUUCUCAACGUCAUGUUUGCAGGGCCAAUUACAGGAGCAUCAAUGAAUCCAGCGAGAAGUUUGGGGCCAGCUUUGGUGUCAAAACAGUUCAAAGGGUUGUGGAUAUACAUGGUAGCUCCAAUUUUAGGAGCAAUUUCAGGUGCUUUGGUGUACAAUACCAUCAGAUUUACAGACAAGCCUCUACGAGAGAUCACUAAAAGUGCCUCUUUUCUCAAAGGACAGGGUCGUAGCGCCUCACCUUGAAAAGCAGGGGUUAUGGCAAAAUGCCUUUUUUUUCUUUCUUGUACUUCAAAAUUUAGUGUAGAAAUAGAGUUAGAUGGCUUAGAGUGCGAGGAGAAACUUGCAUGUUUUUCCGAAUACCAAAUUGUUUUUGGUUUUACUUUUGAAAUAAAACAAGUAUUUGAUUUCACACAUGAACUUCAUUGGUGUUGGGACUCUAAGAAUCCCACAUCUCUGGAUUAGGAUAAGGGAUAAGUUCAAAUUACUUUGAUGGCUGUCGAACUUGUUCACAUGAAUCCUGUUCAUCAAUGCACAAGGUAUAUCUAA